Messenger RNA from Auanema sp. JU1783, 1164 nucleotides. NCBI's taxonomy places the organism in Eukaryota, Metazoa, Nematoda, Chromadorea, Rhabditida, Rhabditidae. The record is from the annotation of a GenBank genome assembly.
AUGGUUGCUGUUGAUCAUUAUCCCGAAUCAUCACAAGUGUCAGAUGAACAGAAGCAACUCAUCAAUGAGCUUAGAUCAAGAGCUCAAGAUAUUCUUAAGCUCUAUCCUGAAUAUGACACAGAUUUUUCAUUAUUGAGAUGGCUAAUGGGAUGGGAUAAUGAUAUUGAUGUGAUUCUUCCAAAACUUGAAACAGCUAUAAGAACGUUGAAGAACUUACAUUUGGAUGAAGUUAAAGUAGAUACUCCAGAACAGAUUAACACUCAUAUUCGCUCUCUUACUGAUUGUGCUGCCUACUUUCCAGGUGGAUUGUUGGGACAAGAUGAUGAAGGAAAUAUUAUAUUCAUGCAAGCAUUAGCAUCAGCUCAUCCAAAAACCUUAGUUAAGGGAGGAUCAGUCAAUGAGCUAUUUCAUUUAAGUAUUGCGGAAACGGAGUUGUCGUUCAAGCUAGUGCGUAGAAUGGAAGAAAAAACGGGAAGAAAGUUAGGAGUCAAAAUCAUUAUGGAUUUGGAUGGAUUCAAUAAGGAUUUGCUUUAUCCAGCAACAUUGAAAAUAUAUAUGAAUUUGUUAACUGUAUUACAAGAUAUCUUUCCUGACUUCGCUCGUAAAAUCUAUAUAAUCAAUCCUCCUAUGAUGAUUCAAACCGUCUAUACUAUGAUUUCUCCCGUAUUAUCAAAACAAACAAGAGAAAAGGUGAAUUUCUUGGGAUCUGAUUGGAAAGAUAUUAUACUUACUGAGCUGGGUGCACAUAAUGUAUAUUCACAUUGGGGAGGCACGAAAGAAUCUUCUAGCCCAACUGGAGAUAUCCGAAUGGGAGGAAAAGUGCCUGAGAAACUAUGGUAUAAUGCAGAAGAUAAUCCAGAUGAUGGAGAAAAGAGUUUGUUCACGAAAAUAAGCAUUUCUGCUCGUUCAGCUGAAUCUGUGACCGUCAAAGGAACUAAAGGAAAAGCUAUACGUUGGAUAUGGAAAGUGAGUAGUGGUGACUUGGAUUUCUGGGUGGAGCAUGAAGAGAAAGAGGUAUUCCCAAAAUGGCGAUUAUCAACGGAGUUUGUUCCGGAAAAGGGUCAAAUGAUAUGUCCAGCUGAUGGUGAGUAUGUUUUCUUCUUCAGUAACAAACACGGAAAAAUCUUUGGAAAAGAUGUCAAGUAUCGUAUACUUCCUGAAUAA